Molecule: messenger RNA, 1873 nt
Organism: Colletes gigas
Lineage: Eukaryota; Metazoa; Arthropoda; Insecta; Hymenoptera; Colletidae
Product: glutamic acid-rich protein
Exons: 7
Coding region: 96-1814 (572 amino acids)
Biological process (GO): peptidyl-aspartic acid hydroxylation
Cellular component (GO): endoplasmic reticulum
Molecular function (GO): peptidyl-aspartic acid 3-dioxygenase activity
Source: RefSeq, a predicted model, not a curated record
UCGCAGACGCGGCACAGCGUUCGAUCGUUUUAAAAAUUUAAAUUCAUUGUGUCUGCCUGUUCGCCCAAAAGUUGAAGUACAUUUCCUCGCGGAAGAUGUCCGGAGAUGUACAAGCAAGAAAACGAAAAGAGAAGAGACGUAAAAAGGAUGAGGAAGACAGUGGUAUACCUGCACCUACCUUGGGAAAUUCUAACGAAAGUUUAACAGACAAUAUAACUAUACAUAUUUACAAAGAAAACAGCACAGGUGGACACUGGUGUGCACGAAUUAUAUUCUUUGCUAUUUUAGCAGUUCUUAUUGGAUUGAUUGGUAUAAUUAUUCUGGAACACAGAGGUACUACAGACAUUAAUACGCCAUUAGAAUCAUCUCGCUGGGCCUUCAUUUUUGAUGGGUGGGUAGAUGAUUCACUAUCUUUAUCCAAUGAGGAAUUACACAAUGAAAAUGGAUACGAAGACAUUAAAGAAACUGAAAGAGAUGAAGCUACAGAUGAUCAUGAUUCAGAAAUAGAGUCUACAAUAACUGAAAAUUCUAACGAAGAAGAAGAACAGAUCGAUGAAGAAAAUGAAGAAGAAGAACAGAUUGGAGAAGACAGCGAAGAUACACAAGUUGAUGAAGAAGAAGAAGAAGUAGAAGUAGAAGAAAAGGAAGAAGUAGAGGAAGAAGAGGAAGAACAGGAAGAAAUGGAAAAAGAAGAAGAGGAGGAAGAAGAAGAUACAAAUAAAUAUGAAGAAUUAGAGGAGGAAACAACAGAAGUUGAAUCAGACGAAGAACAAAGUAGAGUUUUUCAGGAUAAAGAAGAAUAUGUCAGCACAGAAUUAAAUCAUCAAAAAGAAUAUGAGGAAAAACUAAUGAAAAUUAUACGAGAAGACGAAAAUAUUAACCCACAGAAUUCUUACGAUACUGAUGUAUUAGAAGAAAUUUAUGCUACAAGUAAAGAAGAAAGUAAAGAAAAUGCAUUGUACGAAACAGAUAGUCAAUUUCAUGAAAUCGAAAAAACGUCAACAAAUGAGGAUAUAUUUGAAUCGUUUUUAGACAUACCUGACAUUAAUGAAAUUAACGAUGACAAUAUAGAACCAUUAGAAGAGGUAGAAAGUAUCGAACCUGAAGAAUAUAUUAGCGAUAUAGAUAAAAAGCCAGAUAUAGAAGAAAUUGAAGAAGAAUCUAUUAGUGUGGCAAUGAAGUUUGGAGUUGGUGUGGCACUUGUUGUUGCUGCACAUUUUGUCCUUGUGAAACGAUGGAACAAUGAAGUUACCUUUAUUGAAACUGAAUCUAACAUAAUUUCAUCUGAGAAACGAAGCAGGGAACAAACUACAACUACAGAAAAGAAAAGGAUAUCUGAAGCAGGAAAGUAUAGAAAAGAAGAUAAAGAGAAAAUAGUGGCGAAGAAAGGGUCUGAGGAAGAAAUUGAGGAUGAUAGCAAAGAGUGGAAAUGGAAGAGAGAAGAAGAAAUUGAUAUUAAACUGGGAGAAGAGGAAGAACUUAAACCAAAGAUCAAGAAAGAAAAGGAAGUGUUAGAAAGGGAGUCAGAGGAAGCAGAAGAUGAAGAGGAAGUGGAAGAUGAAGAAGAGUUGGUAGAAGAUGAAGAAGAUGAAGAAGAAGUAGACGAAGAAGAAGAAGUAGAAGAAGAAGAGGAAGAGGGAGAGGAGGAAGACGAAGAAGAUGACUAUGAUGAUGAUGAAAUUGACAAUUUUGAUGACUCUGAACUGGUUGCUAAACUUGAAGCUAAAUAUGGAAAAUUACAAAAUAACAGAAACGAAACUAAAGAAGCAAAGGAAACAGAAACUAACAGUGUGUCAAAAUGGAAACGUAAUUAAUUUGUCAAAAUUGUAUACAUGUUGAUUUGAGAAACAAAUGCACAAAGUUUAAGAAAUGA